Ornithodoros turicata is the source of this 2703-nucleotide messenger RNA. RefSeq names its product sodium-dependent phosphate transport protein 2B-like. Gene Ontology annotation, biological process: sodium-dependent phosphate transport. The transcript is spliced from 7 exons. Lineage: Eukaryota; Metazoa; Arthropoda; Arachnida; Ixodida; Argasidae. Gene Ontology annotation, cellular component: membrane. The record is from RefSeq and is a predicted model, not a curated record. Gene Ontology annotation, molecular function: sodium:phosphate symporter activity. Bases 1 to 1920 code for a protein of 639 amino acids.
AUGCCGGCUAAGAACUGCACCACGUGCACGGAUCUCAAGAGUGCCGCCAUAGUGGCACGACCCGACACGCUGGAUGUUGAGGUCAAGAUCAAAAUGGGCGAUCUGGGGUCUGAGAAAAAGGCGGACAUUAACGGUGCCGCUGUGGGUGCAUCGCCCUGCUUGAAGCCGCAAGACCCCUGGGCCCUGCCCGAACUACAAGACCAGGGGGUCAAGUGGUCAGACCUGGGUUGUGCCCAGAAAUUUCAGCGGGUGUUCCUGGGCUUGGCGAAGGCGCUGGCGCUUCUCGCACUUCUUUAUUUAUUCAUCUGUUCCUUGGACUUCCUGAGCAGUGCCUUUCGCCUUGUGGGUGGCAAGACUGCCGGCAAGGUGAUGUCCCAGAACGAGGUCCUCAAAAACCCUGUCGUUGGACUCAUGAUCGGACUCUUAUCAACCGUACUCGUUCAGAGUUCUUCCACAUCGUCCUCAAUCAUCAUCACGAUGGUCGGAGCUGGACUGGUGGAAGUCCGAGACGCGAUCCCAAUCAUCAUGGGCGCAAACAUCGGGACUUCGGUGACCAACACCAUCGUGUCGCUCAUGCAGAGCAGCGAACGCAACGAAUUUCGCCGAGCGUUCGCAGCGGCCACCGUCCACGACAUGUUCAACUGGCUCACGGUCAUCAUACUGUUGCCACUGGAGGCUGCCUUCGGGCUUCUGUACCACUUGACAAGCGCAAUUGUGGAUUCCACAGAGUGGACCACCAACAAACAUGCCAACAGAGACUUCUUGCAAGUGAUAACCAAGCCCUUCACUGGCCUCAUAAUUAAGCUGGACAAGAAGGUGAUUCAGCAGAUUGCUAUUGGUGACGAAAGCUACUACAACCGUUCUCUCAUCAAACGAUGUUGCAAAAAGACUGCUGAUGGAUGCAUUGAGCCCUGCGAGUUCGCACUACAGAGCUUGCAGUGGCAAGACAGCUUCAUCGGCAUGCUUCUGCUAGGCAUCAGCCUCCUUACACUCUGCACAUGUCUAAUCCUUAUGGUGAAGCUGCUGCACUCCAUGUUAGGCGGUCGCAUCGCUGUCAUAAUUAAGACCACCGUGAACGCCGAGUACCGCUUCCCGUACUCCAUCCUGGUGGGCUACAUCGGCAUCGGCAUCGGUUGUUUUAUGACCAUCCUGGUACAGAGCUCCUCCCUCUUCACCUCCGCGCUCACCCCUCUGGCGGGCAUAGGUGUCAUAAGCCUCGAGCGCAUCUACCCGCUCACACUGGGGGCCAACGUCGGGACCACCACUACAGGUAUCCUGGCAGCCCUCGCAGCAGACGCAGGACAGAUCCGGCAUACACUGCAGAUCGCCUUCUGCCACCUGUUCUUCAACUUGAUUGGCAUCCUGGUGUUCUACCCCAUCCCCUAUACGCGUUUGCCCAUCCACCUCGCCAAGAUGCUCGGCAACACGAUUGCCGAGUACAGGUGGUUUUCCCUCAUGUACCUUAUCUGCAUGUUCAUCCUGUUCCCAGCAGCCGUGUUCGGGUUGUCUAUGGCUGGCAUGGUUGUCUUCAUGGCGGUGCUCAUACCGGUGUUCCUGCUCUUAGUGGCUGUGAUCGUCAUCAACGUGCUUCAGAGGAAGGCACCUCGGUUCCUUCCAGAGUGUAUGAGGACUUGGAUGUGGCUACCAGAGUGGAUGAGAUCGUUGGAUCCCCUCGAUAGAAUCGUCCACUCCUGCGUGGGAAAAAUCGCCUGCUGUCAGAAGAUAUGUCCUCCGCAAAAUGCCCAUAAUGGGACCAUCUUGCCCAUCCGGGAAGAGCCUUCUCAAAUGAACUUCGUCGAGUCCAGAAGGUCGUCGUAUUCUACAGGCGACUGGCAGUCUGAUCUCCAAGGGUUUGACAAUUCUGCAUUUGACGUGACUAUAGACAAACAGAACAGUGUCACCUCCACAACGCAGUUAUAACCCUCGGGAAGGGUUGUGAUUGUAAAUAGUCAGAUGUAAAUAGACUGAUCUUUUUAUCGAGAACGUUGGUGGCACUUAGCGAAUGUGUGAAAGCGUUUGGUGCUGUCAUGGUCCUCCUAUACUCCGCUGAACUAGUGGCACAACGCUGAACCAUGGUCCUUCUAUGGUCGUGCAACUCCGUCGAAAGUUUGUUCUAGGGCCCACCUCUUACGCUAGGUGGCGCGCACGUCGAUUGGGGUGCGGUGAUCGGAGGCGUUCCUACGGGCUGCUCAGGUAAACAUAUGCGAAAACCGGGAAACUAUGCGAAAUAAUUGUCGUGGUACCCAGUGCCGGAUUUUCAGUGGUGGGGGCUCCCUCGUGUAUUCUACGUCUAUCCAAUGUGUUAUUCGGGGUCGAUAUGCGUGGACGAGGACAGAUUUUUACCAAGUUUCAGUUUCAGGGAUGCGUUUCAGGCAUGCAAAAUAGAUUUCUCUUGGACAAGACCUUUACUGGUGGGGGCCCCGGGGCAAGUGCCCCGUCUGCCCUCCGCUAAAUCCGGCACUGGUGGUACCUGUGCCACGUUCGCGUACUUGAUUUCAUUGGGUGUUGAUUGAUGCGGUUUUCUUCAGACGCUUUCACACACAUAUCGGCGCAGUUCCAUUAGAAGUCGUCCCAGGACGGUCCCAAGGGUGUCAGUCGUGACGUUGGCCACCCCUGAGGCCGACAACGGCGAGCCCUUUCACCAUCACCAUCACCACCAUCAUCAUCAUCAUCAUCACCACCACCGUGUAAAUCAUGAAAAGC